AUGGCCAGCUCCGAUAGUAACAAUUUCUCAUCGUCUUCUCCUCACCGUCUCCCGACAGUAUCUGCCUCCCAAGCGCUCCAAAACAUUUCGUCGACUCCAAGAAGGCCAAUCCCAACAGGACUGAAGAGCCUCGAUGCCUUCUUGCAAGGCAGAGAGCAUGAGGACUCAAGCCAGACUGUUCCUCCUGUUGGUAUUCCACGUGGAGAAGUGACAGAGAUAUAUGGUCCUCCUGGAGUUGGCAAAACGACAUUAGCGUUAAGGGAUAUCCUCUCCGUUGGCCGUAUUUCUGAAGGAGAGGCAACUUCAGAUCCCGCGUCGGUUGACCGGUAUCUCGAAAAGUUCCAUCAUUUCAUCACGCCAUCGUUGCCUCAUCUACUAGCUCUCCUGGCUCACCAAUCUUCAACCUUUCCACCUACAGAGACCAAUCUCGUAGUAGUCGACUCCAUAUCGACUUUGUUCGCCUUGGCUUUCCCGAAGACAGCGGAGAAUGCAAGCAGCCAGCAGAACCCGAUCAGGAAAAGCGACGCGGGUCAAUGGGCGUCAGGCAGACGUUGGGCAGUGAUGGGUGACUUGAUCUCCAAGAUCAGCAGACUCGCCGCAACGAAAAACAUUGCAAUCCUCUUGACGAGUCAGACAACUACAAGAAUCAGAUCAGAGACUGGCGCCGUGCUACAUCCAGCCAUCUCUGGCACGGGGUGGGAUACGGGAAUUAGUACGCGUAUGGUGAUCUUCCGAGAUUGGGUUUUUCAAGCAUCAGAGACUGCGAGUAGUCAAGGAGAGUACAUACCAGGUGUAAGACUUGCCGGUGUCAUGAAAGCCAAGGGUAUCUCGUACGAAGGCGUUGGCAAAGUGGUCAUGUUCGUGAUAGAAAAGACCCGUCUCCGGGAGAUUACAGUGGACCAGACAAAGAUCAGACUAAACGGAUCGCCCGUCUUGCCAGCUACAUCUUUGAAGCGUAAACGAGGAGAGAUUGCCAACAGUCAGUCAGGGGACGAGGACCCAGAAUCUGACCGAGAGUUCGGCUGGGCUGCAGACGAUGAUAUACGGACCACGGAGGCGCUGCUUGAAUGA
Messenger RNA from Letharia lupina, 1071 nucleotides. RefSeq lists its product as uncharacterized. Lineage: Eukaryota; Fungi; Ascomycota; Lecanoromycetes; Lecanorales; Parmeliaceae. The coding region runs from base 1 to 1071 and encodes 356 amino acids. Gene Ontology annotation, molecular function: ATP-dependent DNA damage sensor activity; crossover junction DNA endonuclease activity; four-way junction DNA binding. The transcript is spliced from 4 exons. Gene Ontology annotation, biological process: DNA repair; meiotic DNA recombinase assembly; reciprocal meiotic recombination. The record is from RefSeq and is a predicted model, not a curated record. Gene Ontology annotation, cellular component: replication fork; Rad51C-XRCC3 complex; Rad51B-Rad51C-Rad51D-XRCC2 complex.